AUGCGUGAAAUUGAAGUGAGGCUUGAUAUAUUUCUUAAUGUUUAUGAUCUGUACGGUUUCGUGUUGCUUGAAUUUGUUAAGGCACUUGAUUUACGUCUGAAGCUGCUGCUACUUUGUCGGACAUUAUCAUGUUUUAGGGCCUCUGGGAAGAGCAUUUUGAUCUUUCUGGGUGCAGGUGGACAGAACCAAGGCAGAUUUGCAAUCUACUUAACCCCACAACCUUUAGGUGGCCAAAUAAAAGAGGUAGUCUUGUGGAGGUGUGCGAGAGCUGCUUUGGUGUGGACUGUUUGGGAGGAAAGGAAUGCCAAAAUCUUCAAUGAUAAGGAGAGGGAUGAAAUGGAAAGGAAUUUGGUUCCACAAGAAACUGAAAAUGUUGAGGUCCAAAAUAAAAGAAUGGAACAAAGAUCACUUUGGGAGAAUAGAGGAGCAGAAGUCCACCUUAAAUUCCUGCAUCGAGGAAUUAGGCGAGAAGGAAUCUCAAGGAACCAUGAAAGAACAAAAGAGAGAGUUGAGGUGGUAGUUGAAGAAGGAGCUAGAAGAGGUCCUCUAUAGAGAGGAAAUUUCCUGGAGGCAAACAGGAUUCAUGUAGCUGACCCCACGUAGUUGGGAUAAGGCUUGGAUGAUGAUGAUGAUGAUUCUAUUAGUGUUUUUUCCUACUUUUUGAGUCAUAUUCUACUUUAUAAAGGGGCCAUUACAUGGUGUAAUGGUAAAACCUUGGUCUGCCUAGUGUGAGAGCAAGGGUUCAAGUCUGAGGGCGGCCACUUUAUGCUGCCAAAGGUUAGGACUACCUAGUCUACCCCUCCCAAGACCACAAAUAGCUGGAACCAACAUUGUGUAAUGGCCUUUUUUAUUCUAUUAGUUUAUUACUGUAGUUCAUGGCAAUUGUGUUGCUAAUUCAAAGUGAUCAAAAAAAAAAAAAAAAGAAAAACAGUGGUGCCAAUUGAAUAUAUUGUGAUCCUGAUUUCAAAAUCCAUUUACACCUUGUUAAAAGUGAACAUGGCCUACCAAGAGAAAUAAAGAUACACAUGUAACUCUUUUAGUGACUUUUGGAACUUAUGAGCCUAAGGGGCCAUAACAGCUGAAAUGGCUGAAUUUAAUGACUUACUGCUUUUAUUUUAGUGGAUAAAACAGUUGUAUAAUAAAAUAUUUAAGAGUACAAUACUCAACCCAACAUGCUUUUCAUUUUACAUAAUAUACAAAGAAAGGUUACCUGGGUGACCAGGGUUCAAAUCUUGGAAACAGCCUCUCUGUGUGUGCAGGGAUAGGGCUGCACGCAUCUAUCCCUCCCCAGACCCCACAUUGGCGGGAGCCUCAUGCCCGAGCUGCCAUUUUAUACAAAUAAAGGCCAUUACUCAAUAUUGGUCCCAGCUAUUUGGGUUCUUUGGACAGGUAGGCAAAAACCAAUAAAAGAAAAACACCACCAAUUAUUAUUAUUACUAUUAUUAUUAUUAUUAUUAUUAUUAUUAUUGUUAUUAUUAUUAUUAUUAUCCAUGUGCAAGUCAUGUAGCCAUGUACCCAUUGCUAGCAAGUAAAAAAAAAUGAGAAUACAUCACCAAGCCUACCCAGAUAGGGCAAGACAAUCCAAAACCCAUAUCAGGUACAAUGUGGGAAAUGGGGAUAAAAUAAAAUUCUGGACUGAUGUUUGGUGGGGUGACUCUACCUUGGCCACUUCCUUUCCUCGCCUCUACAGCCUUACCCAUAACCAAGAAUCUCACAUCUCUCUUGUAUUGUCCUCAUCCCCUUCUCAGUUCAACUAGAACCUAGACCUUAAAAGACCUUUGAGUAGGGCUGUUCACGGGUCGGGUUGGGUCGGUUUACUGGCG
This is a messenger RNA of Nelumbo nucifera (sacred lotus), 1823 nucleotides long. Lineage: Eukaryota; Viridiplantae; Streptophyta; Magnoliopsida; Proteales; Nelumbonaceae. The record is from RefSeq and is a predicted model, not a curated record.